AUGGUGAUGGUCGCCCUGCUCUGUAGCCUGCUCGUGGCUUUGCCGUCGGCGGCCUCCGCCCUGGCAGUCGUCCCCUCGACCGAUGGGGAGGCGGCGGUGGAGCUGGUGCAGAUGCUGGCCGGCACUCAGCUGUCCGACAGGAUGAGCAACGGCAACACCCUGCCUCAGGUGAAGAGGCCUUGGGGGUUCAACGACUGGGCCCCUCACACCUCUGGCAGCCUGAACGACAACCCGUGGUGGUUCCACACCGCCGAGAGGACGUUCAUGGGCUUCAAGUGCUCGCAUCAGCCGUCGCCCUGGCUGGGAGACUGGGGCUACUUCAGCAUCAUGCCAGACAUCGGCAGCCAUACCGCCAGCUCCCAACCUGAGUAUUUCACACGACAGAAGAAGGAGCCGCCCAACGGCUACCUGCACUACUCUCCGCAGGAGUCCACGUGGAAGCCGUACCUCUUCAGCACCUCGCUGGGGAAGGAUCGUCAGGCGGAGCCGUCGGAGCGCCUUCAGUUUCAGUUCUCGCCCACCAGCCACGCUGGCGCGGCACGCGUGACCUUCCCUGUGGGCUCCGCGGAGCCCGGCAGCAUCGUCGUGAAGGUGCCGCAGGGCGCCAGCGUGUCGAAGCGCCGCCUCCUGAGCGGCUACACCUCCACGGCUGCCCAAGGUGCGGUUCCGAAGGAUUUCAAGAUGCACUUCGUCAUGAAUUUCAGCGAGCAGCCCAAGCGCGUGGAAGAAGAGGAGUGCGCCCCGAAACCGUGCUCGUUCGUCAGGCUCCACUUCGACCACGGCGUCGAGACGGUAGAGUUCGGGGUGGCCACCAGCCUGAUCUCCAUGGAGCAGGCCGCGCUGAACCUGAAGCAGGAGGUCGGCGACAAGAGCUUCGAGUCGGUGGUGGAGGAGGGCCGCCAGGUGUGGUCGGAGGCCAUGGGGCGCGUCUCCGUGCGGAUGGAGGACGACACGCAGCACAAGGUCUUCUACACCAACCUCUGGAAGUCCAUGCUUUUUCCCCGAUACCUUCAGGAGACGGACAGGCACGGCAAGGAGGUGCACUACAGCCCCUUCAGCGGGAAAGUCAAGAGCGGGAAGAUGGUUGUGGACAGCGGCUUCUGGGACGCGUACCACACGGUGUACCCCCUGAAUUCGAUCGCCUUCCCAGAGAACCUCGGCCACCUGAUGGAUGGCUGGCUGAACGCGUUCGACGAGAAUGGGUGGAUCCCCCAGUGGGCCUCGCCUGGCAACCGCGACUCCAUGGUCGGCACCAUGAGCGACGUCUCCAUCGCCGACGCCAUCGUGAAAAGCGAGGCGGGGGGCUUCUCAUUCGACAUGGCCAAGGCCUACAGGGCCGUCCUCAAAGACACGGCCAGCGCCCCCGAGCAGAACGACGCCGGAGGUCGCCGGGAGCUCUUGGAGUACGACCAGGCGGGCUUCGUGGCCGAAGGUGACGGCAGGCGGAUGUCGAGGGUGACGCUGAACCCGAGGAGUCGGAUACGCUCGAAGAACAAGAAGCGGCAUGGACGUGAUUUCUCGGAGCUCCGAGACAUGAUGUUCAUGGGGCGCAAGAGUGACCCUUGCAUUUGCAUUUUCUUCGCACCAGGCGUUUUCGCCCAGGUUGGCCGUCACAGAUCGAUCCGGCUCAAAGAGUGCAGCAGGAAGAUGGGGUCUAGGGCUCCGGUCGUGAUUUACGACGAUGUUUCAAAUUUGUCGCGACGUCGGAUCUCAGGGAUUGUCGGUUGCACGUAG
Messenger RNA from Prorocentrum cordatum, 1734 nucleotides. The record is from the annotation of a GenBank genome assembly. Lineage: Eukaryota; Dinophyceae; Prorocentrales; Prorocentraceae.